CCGUCACCUCCACCACCACAAGCCAUGGGAAAUUGCGGCUCAAAAAAGGCCGAGAAGACAGUCGUCGAGCCAGAGGAGCCGAAGCCGAGCGCGGUGCCUGAGGAGCCGGUGGAGGAGGAGCCGGUGGCAACGGAGAAGCCGUCGCCCGAGGCGGAGGCGGAGCCCGCGCCCACCGAGGAGGAGGCCGAGGCUCCCGAGGCCGAGCCGGAGGCCCCGAACGAGGAGAAGGUCGAGGUGUCUCGCCUGACCAAGAUCCCGGUUCAUGAUGGGGCGGUGCCGGACAUGGUCGCGGCGACCGAGAAGGACGAGUUCUACGCGCUCGUCAAGACCUUCCUCGGCUUCGAGGUCCUCGGCGACGCGAUGGAGCACUUCUCGGGCGUGCCGGCCCAGGAGACCGGCACGGUCGAGUACAUCUGGCCGGCCAAGGAGCCCAGCUGGAUCGAGAAGGUCUCGGCCUACCUCUCGCCGACCAAGAAGGCGCCGCCGCCGCCGGCCGAGGAGGAGGAGGCGGGGGAGGCCGAGGCGGAGCCAGAGGCCGAGGCGGCGGAGGCCGCGGAGGAGGAGGGGGCGGAGGCGGCGGAGGAGGAGGCGGACAAGCCGCCGCCGCCGCCCUCCCUCUUCGAGAAGGUCGCGGCCGCGCUCUCGCCUCGCAAGGAGAAGCCGCCGGCGGCAGAGGAGGCGCCGGCGGCAGAGGCGCCGGCGGCAGAGGAGGCGCCGGCGGCAGAGGAGGCGCCGGCGGCAGAGGAGGCGCCGGCGGCAGAGGAGGCGCCGGCGGCAGAGGAGGCGCCGGCGGCAGAGGAGGCGCCGGCGGCAGAGGAGGCGCCGGCAGAGGCGCCGGCAGAGGCGAAGGAGUAUGGCGUUUCGGACGUGGGCGAGGAGGAGGCGCGGCUGGAGUGGCUCAACUACUACAAGAGCUCGGGCAACCUCGACGAGGCUGCGGAGCCUCGCCGUCACCGCGGCAGAGGUGCUGCCGAGCUCGCCGUCACCGCGGAAGAGGUCGCCGAGGUGGACGCGAUGAAGGCGGCGGCGGCGCCAGCAGCGGCCGACGCAGAGGCCGAGGCGCCCGCCGAAGCGCCCUCGCCGGCCGGCGCGGACGCGCCCGAGGUAGCCCCGGCCGAGGAGAAGCCGACUCUGCUCCAGAAGCUGUCCUCCUUCCUCCCGGCGGUCCCGCAGUGCAUGCCCGGCAAGGCGGUCGACGAGUCGGCGGCGCCGCCCGCGGCGGCGGAGGAGGAGGAGCGGGCGGAGGCCGCGCCGCCGAGCAUCUCGGAUCGCAUCAACGCCAUCGAGAAAAUGGACGGCAAGGUCGCGGCGGCUUAGGCACCGCUCGGGAGGGGGCUCUCGCCCCUUCCGCCGCCGCCCACCCGAUGUGUUUGUAUACCCCCCCACGACGCCCCUCCACCGCCGAGGCGUCGCUGUCGCACGUCGGCCGCGACGCCGCGCCCUCCUCGCGCCGCCUCUGCUCGAGGCAUGGAGGCGAGGGCGGCCUUCCGGUCACUGAUGGCAUGUGCGAGCGCACCAGGCCGCUUCGGCGCCCCCUUCCUCUCCUCUUCUCUGUACAAUGUUCCUACCCGUUCGCUCGACGCCGGCGGUGCCGCCACUUCUAUUACCGGUAUGUGGCUUCUGAAAAUUGUUGAGGCUUCUGUGGGGAGAGAGAGAUUGUGUACAGUGCCGCUCGAAAAAAGAAAGAAA
Molecule: messenger RNA, 1689 nt
Organism: Emiliania huxleyi CCMP1516
Lineage: Eukaryota; Haptophyta; Isochrysidales; Noelaerhabdaceae
Exons: 6
Coding region: 25-1317 (430 amino acids)
Source: RefSeq, a predicted model, not a curated record